AUGCGUUACGCUUUGCUGCUAUUGCAGCUCUCACUCUGUGUGUCUCUCUCCGACGCCUUCUUUCCCUGGUUUCCGAGCUAUCGGUGCCACGAGGACAGUACCUGCACAACCACGAAGAAGAGAGAACAAGUUAGCGGAGAUGCUCCUUCAACAGAAGACGCCGUGGCGGUCCCGAGAAGAGCCAGAACCCGUGCAUUUCCCAUUCGCCAGCGCACUUCGAUUACUUCCCAUCGAAACCCAGACUCAGACUCGAUAGCCCGGGAAGUCAACCGCCUUAUCGCAAAGUAUACUGGACGUCAGCCGGAAGACACAUUACCGUCGGGGCAAGGUUUGGAAAAGCGGCAGAAUGCGUACCGUGUUAUCAAGCCGGCGGCCACUACUCACACGAACAGUGUCGGCAUUUAUCAGGACGGCUCGGAUUUCUCUUACUUUCUUCAAGCCGGCUUUGGAUCUGAGGGCAAGAAGAUGUUCAUGCUCAUCGAUACGGGUGCGGCGACGUCCUGGGUCAUGAGCUCAAACUGCACGUCGGAGGCCUGUGAUCUUCACGCAUCCUUUGGUCCCGACGACUCAAACACAUACGAGGCCGACCCCAGCGGCUUUUCCGUUCGAUACGGCUCGGGCUCCGUCCAGGGUACCAAGGCUACCGACUCCGUCGCCAUUGCCGACAUGGUUUUGGAUCGGUUCCAUUUUGGCGUUGUGAAUCAAACAUCGUCCGACUUCAACCACUUUCCGUUCGACGGCAUUCUGGGCCUCUCGCUGGCCAAUGGCCACACAGACAACUUCCUCAAAACCGUCCUGGAAGCGGACGUGCUCGAUAAAGGCCUUUUCUGUGUCUUUCUAAGCCGUUCAGGUGACGGGCCGAACACGGGCGAAAUCAGCUUUGGUUCUUGCAACCCGGACAAAUACACAGGCGAUUUUUCGUACACCGAUGUCGGCUCUAACAACGGCGAUUGGGCCAUCCCCUUGGACGGUAUCACAUAUGGCGGCCAGAGGGCUGGUGACGAGCAAAGGCUUGCUUAUAUCGACACGGGCACUUCUUACGUUUUUGGACCAAAAGCGGAUGUCAAGGCUUUCCACGGGAACAUUCCUGGCUCUUCGUCGGACGACGGAACUACCUGGAAGGUGCCUUGCAACAGUAACAAAACCGUGGCCUAUACCUUCUCUGGGGUCAGCUACAACAUCUCGUCUCGCGACUGGCUGUCGAGGCCCGAUAACGACGGUUCCUGCACCAGCAACAUCUACGGACAUGAGGUGGUUCGGGGUGCAUGGCUCCUCGGGGAUCUGUUCCUGAAGAACGUCUAUGCCGCGUUUGAUGUCGACGAGAAGCGGAUAGGUACGUGUUGA
This is a messenger RNA of Sodiomyces alkalinus F11, 1344 nucleotides long. RefSeq names its product acid protease. Gene Ontology annotation, molecular function: aspartic-type endopeptidase activity. The transcript is spliced from 2 exons. The record is from RefSeq and is a predicted model, not a curated record. Bases 1 to 1344 code for a protein of 447 amino acids. Gene Ontology annotation, biological process: proteolysis. Lineage: Eukaryota; Fungi; Ascomycota; Sordariomycetes; Glomerellales; Plectosphaerellaceae.